UAUAGACGUUCACGGAAAACGUUGCUCGCUCGUCACUAUGGAAACGGUUUGUUGUUACGUCGAGUGGGUUUCAAAAUGAAACUCAAGAGGUUUCUUCUAAGAUAUUAUCCCCCGGGUCUCCUGCUGGAAUACGAGAAGGGAGGAAUUUUGAAAACAAAAUCCAUUGACCUGUUGGAUUUGAGCCAAGACACAAACCCUGAGGAGCUGCUGGCUGAGAUCCGGCAGGCCGAACCCUUGAUCACAGAGUCCCGGGCAGAGCAGGUCAAACAGCUGAUCGUACGACUUCAACAGAAACAGAGCCAGUUGGCUCAUAAGAGAUUCUGCGUCUCCAAGGAGCUGAAGGCGCACAUUCUCCCGCUAACCAACGUUGCCUUCGACAAGUCGGGUUCAAGGUUCAUUACAGGAAGCUAUGACAGAACCUGCAGGAUUUGGGACACAGCCUCUGCCAAGGAGCUGCACUCACUGCAGGGACACAGAAAUGUGGUGUAUGCAAUUGCAUUCAACAACCCUUUUGGCGACAAGAUUGCCACGGGUUCUUUUGACAAGACUUGCAAGCUGUGGUGUGCUGAGACUGGCAAGUGUUUUCAUACCUUUCGAGGACACAUGGCAGAAGUUGUUUGUCUGGCCUUCAACCCCCAGAGCACACUGGUGGCCACCGGCAGCAUGGACUCCACUGUCAAGCUGUGGCACGUAGCGAGUGGCGAGGAGGCGGCCACUCUAGUCGGUCAUACUGCAGAGGUCCUCUCCUUGUGUUUCAACUCGGUGGGAAGUCAGCUCAUUACCGGCUCCUUUGACCACACAGUCGCAAUAUGGGACGUGGCCACAGGAAGAUGCGUCCAUGCCCUGAGAGGUCACACAGCAGAGAUCACUAAUGUUCAGUUCAACUGGGACUGUUCACUCAUCGUCUCCGGCUCCAUGGAUAGAACCAGCAAAUUGUGGGAUGCGAACUCUGGGCAGUGUGUUGCCACUCUGGUCGGACACAAGGAGGAAGUGUUGGACGUGUGUUUUGAUUUGAAAGGGCAACUCAUUGCUACAGCCUCAGCUGACGGGACGGCUCGAGUGUUCAGUGCGACCACGCACCAGUGUCUGGCCACUCUGGAGGGACACAGCGGCGAGGUCUCAAAGAUUUGUUUCAGCCCACAGAGCAGCAGGAUUCUGACCGCUAGCUCCGACAAGACGGCCCGUCUCUGGGAUGCUCAGUCUGGGGUCUGUGUGCAAGUCCUGGAGGGCCACACGGACGAAAUCUUCUCCUGUGUCUUCAACUAUGAAGGUGACACGAUCAUCACAGGCAGCAAGGACAACACAUGUCGGAUCUGGUACUGACCGUCACCUCUGACCUGCACACAUGAAUCCAGUCUAUUCCAGCCUCAUGUCUUUUGCGCAGUGUUAACCACCAGUACUGCUGCUUCACUUCACAUGAAUUUAUUAAUGUCAAAAGAUAAAUACAUUCAGUUAUACAGUGAUGUAUUUUACAGCUGUGCUUUUCCCCCCCGAACGCUGAUGAAACAUAUACCACUUAGUAGAGAAAUAGACAUCAAACUCUACAGUACAGCAGCCCACUACUUCAAUUGGUCCAAAUCUACAGUAUUUACAGACAACUGGACAACAUCACACACUUGGAUCAAAGGUCACAACAUCCGUGGUAUGUUGGCUAGCACUCACAAAUGUGUGUCUCAACUUGAACAAUAUAAAAUAGCUUUGUUAGAAAAUGUAUUGAGGAUAUGAGGUCACCGGUGAGGCUUCUAUUUCUUCUUUAUGUGGACGAAAAUAAAUCUGGUGUAGCAGUUAGAACCAACUGACUGUGAUCUUUUGGCUGGUCACUUCUGGAAUGUCUCACCUGCAGACUACCAUGACCUGUUUGGUGCAAGAGAGCAUGCUUUUUAUUGAGGAGCAGUUCAGUCAAGAAGCUGCCAAGUGGUGAGGCUGAUCUGUUGCCGGAAUAAAAGUUGAGAAACAGCAGGAUUGUUGGGGCUUGUGUGCACCAUCGUUUGGUGUAUUGUGGUUCCUCACAAGGUCUCCAGCAGCCAGUCAAAGAGGCUGGCCACAGCCUCUUCUCUCUCCUGAAGCUGACAGAACUCAAUCACUGCACCAAACAAGUCGGCUAUUCUCCAGGCUUUCUGAGACAUCAGCUGGACCACCCUCUGGAACUGAGAGGACACACACACACACACACACACACAAGCAUGAAUUAAAGAGUAGCUACAAGAACAUCUACUUCUCAGAGUCCUUUCAGGUUUUGCCGGCAUAUGUCCUUCAUUUUUUAUUUAACUUGGAUGUCUUCAAACAACUAUAGCUAUCAUGGAGGAGUGUUCAUCGUUGGUACAGUAAAAACUUUGACAUAACCACUGAGAGACAAUUUAAUGUAAUUCAUAAACUUUGUCCUCAACAGAGGAAGCUAUUCAGAUUCCCUCUUCGACAGAGUUGCUCAUUUAAUAUGUUUAUGAUCCACUUGUUGCAUGAAAAAAAGUUGUUGUUGUGACUUCAAUAACUCUACUGACAUUUAAUUUUAAUAUCUUAUUUUGAUUAUCUCUAAUAAAAAAUUCUACAGUCACCAUGGCUAUUUUGUCAUUUUAUUUGUAGAAAAAAGAGAUGGCAAUAUGUUUAUUCACAGAAUUAUUGUCUAGUUAAGUUUAAUAUUAACUGCAAACGUCUUUUCCUUUCAAGAAGCAAAAUAAAUAAAAAUGUGUUUGGUUCAUUAGAUAUUGAUUGUUGCUGAUGAGGCUUCAUGAAACAGUGUUCUCAUUUUCAAUGCUCAGAAGGUGGCGCUCUUGGUUUAAAAUGAUGUGAAGUUUCUUUGAAAUGGUUCAUCAAAAAAACAUUUUAGAGCAGAGAGUGCCAUUCAGUGGCCUCUGAAAAUGAGCUCAUUGAGAUUCAUGAAGCUUCAUGAAGCCUCAAAUGUCUGUGAAGUCAUUUGUUACCUUCGCUGCCUUUUGGACUUUAGACUUCCUGUAGCAGAGAGCAGGAAGUCCCAGCUCUGAAGCGGCGAUCCACUGCAGGGCCACUCUCACUUCUGUGUCCACGCCCCCUGGCUCAAGGUCACAGUUGACCACCAUCAUCUCCCGGGGCAGGCUGGCCCCUGCUCUCGAGGCUCCUACUGAACAUUAGAAA
Molecule: messenger RNA, 3108 nt
Organism: Synchiropus splendidus (mandarinfish)
Lineage: Eukaryota; Metazoa; Chordata; Actinopteri; Syngnathiformes; Callionymidae
Gene: daw1
Product: dynein assembly factor with WDR repeat domains 1
Exons: 13
Coding region: 76-1323 (415 amino acids)
Molecular function (GO): protein binding
Source: RefSeq, a predicted model, not a curated record